Messenger RNA from Coregonus clupeaformis (lake whitefish), 1093 nucleotides. RefSeq names its product CMP-N-acetylneuraminate-beta-galactosamide-alpha-2,3-sialyltransferase 1. The transcript has 7 exons. The record is from RefSeq and is a predicted model, not a curated record. Lineage: Eukaryota; Metazoa; Chordata; Actinopteri; Salmoniformes; Salmonidae. Gene Ontology annotation, molecular function: beta-galactoside (CMP) alpha-2,3-sialyltransferase activity. The coding region runs from base 66 to 983 and encodes 305 amino acids.
GUCAGAGAGUUCCGAGUUCCCAGAUGUUGUGAAAGCAGCAGUAAUAUUAGGGGCGUUUUCACAUUAUGGAUCUCUUCACAGGUGUUGUGUUUUAUUCUGGACAGCAAUCCUCCAAUUCACUUGUGGAUUUUGUUACAAAUGCCCUUCGGCCGCUAGACGGGAUCUUCUCUCCACAGCCGGACGAUGACCCAUGGUUUCAGAAGUGCUUCAUCAGAUCUAUCAAACCAUUUCUGACGAGAGAGAACAAGAAACUCUCCAAUGAUACCAGAACGUGGUGGCGGAAAAUGCAGAAUGACCGUAGCACAGCCAACUUCAGUGAGGUGGUGGAGAAGUUGUUCCAGGUCAUCCCCGAUGCUGACCUCUACCCUGAGCGCCAUGGGACCUGUGCUGUGGUGGGGAACUCUGGGAACCUCAAACGCUCCCACUAUGGAGCCGUCAUCGACUCCAGUGACGUCAUCAUAAGAAUGAACAUGGCUCUUACCUCUGGCUAUGAGGAGGAUGUUGGGAACCGGACCACGUAUCACGUCAUGUACCCAGAGAGUGCCAUAGAUCUGGAGAACGCCACUAGGUUCCUGCUGAUCCCUUUCAAGACACUGGACCUUCAGUGGCUACCAGGCGCCGUGACCACUGGGACUAACAUCACUUUCUCAUAUGUACCUCUUAGACAGAAGAUAAAGGCCAACAAAGAUUUGGUAUUGGUUCUGAAUCCUGUGUUUAUGAAAUAUGUUCAUGAAUCCUGGCUUGACAAUCAAGGAAAAUACCCCUCCACCGGAUUCAUGGCUUUGAUAUUGGCCCUACACAUCUGUGACGAGGUGAAUGUGUAUGGAUUUGGGGAAGACAAAGAUGGGAACUGGCACCACUACUGGGAAACCCUAACCAAUAGAAAACUCAGAACUGGACUACACAAUGGAAGCUAUGAGUACAACGUCACCGUGAAGCUCUCGGAAAUACACAAACUACAGAUACAUAAGGGAUUUCACUAAUAUUUCAUAAAGAUAAUUUCCCUUCCAGCUGUAUAUGCUAUAAAGAGCUUUUUAAUAAAGAGGUGUAUUCAAAUAGGUGUUAGCCUAUUGUCUACAUUGCACAGCAUGUA